Molecule: messenger RNA, 1690 nt
Organism: Oncorhynchus tshawytscha (Chinook salmon)
Lineage: Eukaryota; Metazoa; Chordata; Actinopteri; Salmoniformes; Salmonidae
Product: nucleolysin TIA-1
Exons: 12
Coding region: 224-1396 (390 amino acids)
Cellular component (GO): cytosol
Molecular function (GO): mRNA binding
Source: RefSeq, a predicted model, not a curated record
UAUAUCCGCUCUCUUUCUCCGCCAUUUUAUGUCGCUUUUCUAUUGUUCAUAAUUGAAGUUAGCAGGGGCGGCGGAGCGAUUUACUGCGCAUUAAAACAUUUUUGGAUAUUGCUCAGUGGACAUCAGCAAAAUAGGGUAAAGGAGCAAGAAUCCAAGGUCAUCAUAGAAUACGACACACGUGGAUUUUUCUCUCAGGGUUCGAUCUCAACCUCGGUCGGAAAAUAUGAUGGACGACGAAACACCCAAGACCCUGUAUGUUGGGAACCUGUCCCGGGAUGUGACUGAAGCCCUCAUCAUGCAGCUGUUUGGACAGAUUGGCCCCUGCAAGAGCUGUAAAAUGAUAGUAGACACGGCAGGUAAUGACCCAUACUGCUUUGUGGAGUUCUACGAACACAGGCACGCUGCCUCGUCACUCGCAGCCAUGAAUGGUCGUAAAAUAAUGGGUAAGGAGGUCAAGGUGAACUGGGCCACAACCCCUAGCAGCCAGAAGAAAGACACAAGCAAUCACUUCCAUGUUUUCGUUGGAGACCUCAGUCCUGAAAUCACCACGGAUGACAUCAAGGCUGCUUUCGCCCCCUUUGGGAGGAUAUCUGAUGCUCGGGUGGUGAAAGACAUGGCUACUGGCAAAUCUAAAGGCUAUGGCUUUGUGUCCUUCUUCAACAAAUGGGAUGCAGAGAAUGCCAUCCAACAGAUGGGAGGUCAGUGGUUGGGAGGACGGCAGAUCAGGACUAACUGGGCCACCAGGAAGCCCCCUGCGCCCAAAGCCACCUACGAGACAAACACCAAACACCUGUCGUUUGAAGAGGUUGUGAACCAGUCCAGUCCCAGCAACUGUACCGUCUACUGUGGAGGUGUCACAACAGGCCUCACAGAGCAACUGAUGAGGCAGACCUUCACCCCCUUCGGUCAGAUCAUGGAGAUCAGAGUUUUCCCAGACAAAGGCUACUCAUUUGUGAGGUUCAACUCCCACGAGGGAGCGGCCCACGCCAUAGUGUCAGUGAACGGGACGUCCAUAGAUGGUCACGUGGUGAAGUGUUACUGGGGGAAAGAAACCACAGACAUGGUCAGCCCCAUGCAGCAGGUACAGAUGCCUCAGGUAAGACCACAGCAGAACAAAAUAGGUUUUGCAGCGCAGCCCUACGGCCAGUAUGCCCAGUGGUACGGUAACGCCCAGCAGAUUGGCCAAUACGUCCCAAACGGGUGGCAGGUGCCCACCUACGGAGUCUACGGACAGGCCUGGAACCAGCAGGGAUUCAACCAUUUACAGGCGGGUGCAGGGUGGACGGGCGUGGGAGCCGUCAGUAAUGGUGGUGUGGUGGAGCCUGGACAGGGAGUCAAUGGGACUGUGCUGGCCAACCAGUCCGGCAUGGGCACCGCUGGCUACCACACCCACUGAUCAGCGUGGGCCUGGCGGCCCAGAGUCGGCCUCCUACCCUCCACAACAGGGAUCCUAUACAGGGGGUGGGGGGCCAACAUGUGCCCUGUCUUUUACAACAUGAUUAAGAACUCUAUGACGGGGAGGGGGGGGUUCCCCUGUCCGUCCCCCCCACCCAACCUGGUUUUUACAUGUAAGUUUUAUGGUGGAGAAGAGGAGGAAACGCUUGUGUGUCAUUGGCGAUAGAGUUGCCCAGUUGCCCAGUCCUGGUAUAUAAGAUACACGUGUGUGUGUGUGUGUGUGUGUGUACAGUAC